Molecule: messenger RNA, 948 nt
Organism: Solea senegalensis (Senegalese sole)
Lineage: Eukaryota; Metazoa; Chordata; Actinopteri; Pleuronectiformes; Soleidae
Product: coxsackievirus and adenovirus receptor homolog
Exons: 1
Coding region: 13-903 (296 amino acids)
Biological process (GO): homotypic cell-cell adhesion
Cellular component (GO): bicellular tight junction; intercalated disc; basolateral plasma membrane
Molecular function (GO): cell adhesion molecule binding
Source: RefSeq, a predicted model, not a curated record
UAGAGUGCAAGCAUGGCCAGCAGAACUUGUAGAAGGAGCCCUGAAAUGACUAUGUGGAUUUGGCUUACUUUCAUUCUUCCGUCCACUUGUGGACUCAGUGUUAUCAGCUCAGUGUCUCACUAUCAUGCAGUUAAAGGUGUUAGUGUCAACCUUGGAUGUGAUUUUACACUGGCUCCUGAGGAGUUGGGUCUUUUGGACAUCAAAUGGACCUUCAGGCCUCCGGAUAGUCAAGAAAAGCUCCUCCUCUGGUAUGAAGGACACUCAGUAGUAGACCUUAGUGGCAGCAAAGGGAGGAUCCACUUUGAUAUGCUGCAUCCUCAAGGUGGUGAUGCUUCAUUAAUCUUACAGAACCUUAAGCUUGCAGACACAGGCACUUACCGAUGCAAGGUGAAGACAUCCACUGGAGUUGAAAGCAGUACAAUGCAGCUGACAGUGAUAAAGGAGGUACCUAAGCCAGAAUGUGGUGUCUCUGGUAAUGCCACGGUCGGCAACGAUGUGACGCUGCGCUGCGGGUUCCCGGAAGACACAGAGUCCCGGGGCUUCUCCUGGAAGAAAAUCUCUGGAGAUGGGAUGUUUCCCCGCUUCUCAUCUGUGGACAAGACUCGAGGAGACUUGUAUAUCAAAGACUUGAAAACAAGGGAUGCUGGAACCUACCGCUGCACAGCUGGAAGUCCUUUCAGUGUGGAGCACUGUGAUGUUAUCCUCCAGACAAAACCGUCUAAAUCCACGGCGUCAUCAGUGGUUACUCCAAAUGUGAUUUUCAUCGUCAAUGUCAUCAUCAGUAUCAUUAUCCUCAAUAUCAUAGUUAUUAUUGGUUGCGUCCGCAGAAUAAAACGUAGAAAUAAAACUAUGGCGGUUACAUGUCUUCCACACGAGGACUUUGCAGAGGUAAUUAUCUGCUAGAUUCCAGUUUGCUCAUGUUAAAGGGGACAUAAUAUGCAAAAUCAA